AUGCCUGCCGCGAUGGAAGACGCGAACGGCAGCGUCGCAGCUCGUGACGUUAAAGACGAACACGAAGACUCCGACGAUGGAAGAGUGGGAGAGGGAAAGUCAACGUAUAAGUCAUGGAAGAAGAAGUACCGGAAGAUGCGCAUUACCUUUGACCAGAAGAUGCACGACUGUGAGGACCUGCAUCGUCAAGAGUCGAAAGCUCUUGCUACUGCCAAGCGCAUUGCCAUCGAAAACGAUCGCAUCCUCGAUCUGCUCUUGGAUAUGAACACAUCGGGCCAGAUUCCCCUCGAUAAACGCAUCGACAUCUCCCAGGAGCCUGCCACAGAUGCUACAUUCUCCCCACUCGACGUUGACAAGCUCACGAUACCCUCUGAUGAUAUCGAUCAACCGACAAAGUCCUUAAAGACCCUUCUCAAAGAUGUCCCGCACUCCACCUACACCCAGGCAAAGGAGCACUCCCCGUCCGUAGUCGCUGACAUGGAGCCCUUCGCCGGUGAGCCGCACCCUCCGCCCUUCCUCACCGCGGAUGACAUUGAUGAUUAUCUUCACGACGUCGACAAGCGCAUCGACGCGGAUCACAUCCUCCCAACGCUGGCGCCGUCGGCCCGCUCCAACGUCUCUUUGCCAGAGACCAACCCACAUGCUCUGUCUCAAAGCAUUGCCAUGAAAAACCCGACGAGUGUUUACAAUUGGCUUCGCAAGCACGCCCCAAAGACUUUCCUUCAGGAUGCCGAGAACACUGGUACUGCUGGAGGUGCCGACGAAGAGAAUCAGACCGUCGAGACUCCUCAGACGGACGGCCGCAGACGACGCGGCGGCGCCAGAGGCGAGGGCAGUCGGGGUGGUCGCGGAUCUCGCGGUGGCAAGCGCGCCUCUCUUGCCGCCUCUCGCGCUGAGAAGGCUGCUGAGAGGGCUGCAGAGAAGGCUGCCAUCGCCGCCGAGCGAGCCGCUGCUAUGCGAGAGGCUGCUGAUAACUGGGGUGCUAUGGACGAGGACGACGACGAUGCUGCCGUCAGCACCCCGGUUACAGGUCGUGGAAAGCGGAAGCGUGCGGCCAUUAAAGAUGACGAUGAUGGGGGCUACAGGCCGAGGGGCUCUACUGGCCGACCUACCAAGAAGAAGCGUAAGAGCGAGGGUGCCGAUGUUGGCACUCCAACAGUCUCUAAGAGGGGACGCAAGAGCGAGGCUGCACGCGAAAGGGACGACUAA
Colletotrichum truncatum is the source of this 1209-nucleotide messenger RNA. RefSeq lists its product as uncharacterized. The record is from RefSeq and is a predicted model, not a curated record. Gene Ontology annotation, cellular component: nucleus; Ino80 complex. NCBI's taxonomy places the organism in Eukaryota, Fungi, Ascomycota, Sordariomycetes, Glomerellales, Glomerellaceae. Gene Ontology annotation, biological process: chromatin remodeling.